AUGAGCAUGAGCAUUCGCAGGGUCGAGACGGUGGACGCAGAGUGGUACACAGUUCGGACCCUUGCUGUGCCCGAGGGCGACGUGGCUCACAUGGCCGUGGAGGACCUCGAGGGCAACGACCAGCACGACAAGCACAUCGUGACAGGCGACGCCGACCAGCCUCCCGUACUUGAAGCCCACGUGCUCCGGGACUACGACGACCAGGCAGAGGUGGAGGAAAUCGAGCGCCUGAUUCAGAUGGGCGUUCUGGUGGAGCCGGUGCCCGGAGAGGAGGCCGAGGCAAGGCUGGUGGCGAGGCAAUACAGGUGGGCCACUGACAUGGAGGCUGAGGACACGUUCCCUCCGGCCUCCAUUGGGUCCCUUCUUCGGCACAUUGUUGUUUUGGCGCAAACCUGGGCCACACCGAUCUGGGUGUGCGACGUGGAGGACGCCUACCUCAACGUGGAGCAGCCCAAGGACGCACCGGUGGUGGUGGACGCCCCGCUCUCCUAUGCCCGACGCUAUGGUCCGAAGAGGUGGAAGCUCGGCAGAAUACUGCCAGGACAGUGCCGGGGGGCGCAGGAGUGGUUCCUUCAUUUGAAUGUGGAUUUGGAGGCACAGGGCCUAGAGGCGAUGAUCGAGGUGCCCACCUUGUACCGAGCUACCUCACCCAAGGAGAGAAAGGCGGCCCAGGUGCACGUUGACGACGCCAUGCUGACUGGCGACGAGGUGAAUGGCCCUUUCUUCCCGGGGGACGAGUUCGAGUUCCUCAAGCGCAGGUUUCGCAUCGAGGCCGAUGGCAGCAUCACCGUGCGUGCGGCGGCCCACUUCUACCUGGACAUCUACAACCUGUUGGGCGAGCCGCGGCUGAGGAACACCCCUGGGCCCGUGGGCGACCUGUUCAUGGUCGACAACAGCAAGGUGGUUAUCCAGUUCCUCGGGGGCACUUCGCGUGCUCAAGCGGCCAAGGGGGCAUCGAUCAUGAACUUUGCGGCCCACGACACCUACAACCAGCACCUGCAAGCUGAGCUGGUGGCGCUGACGCAGACGGUUGGGGAGAGCAUCCUCAUUCACAAGGCGUGGGAGUUCUUAACCUGCGCCAGUGCCGACCACGUGGCCAGGAGCGACUCUUCAGUGGCCCGGGCAAUAGCGAGCAGACUCGGCGUGGGCCGAGUGAAGCACCUCCAGACCUCAAGCCUCUGGAUACAACAAUGGGUACACAGGAAGGAGCUGCGUGUGGCAGCCAUCGGCACAGCCCUCAACCCGACGGACAUGGGCACGAAAAUCCUGUCAGCCAACAGACUGCGCAUGUUGUGCGCCGUGGCUGGCAUGGUGGACGAUGGUGGCAACAAGGUCGGGAAGGAGGAGCUGCAAGCCGAGCUCUACAAGACCAAGGGGGUGAAUGCCAAGACCCUUCACCUGGUGCAGCUGCUGAUGGCUAGCACCCUGCAAGGUUGCAGCCAUGAAGGCUAUGAGGACGCGAGUGUCUACCUGCUCUUCUGCCUGGACCUGCUCGGCACCUUCUACGAGGAGCACCCUACGGGUUUCACUGUCCUCUUGGUGGCCCUCGUGCUCCUGGCGGUGGCGUUUCUCGGCUACCUCAACGGCGUUCAGUGGAGGAUGACCCUCCAAAUCGGGCGCUGGCCCAAUGCAGGGCUUGAGCCAGGUUGCGGUGAAACUGGGCCGGCGCAGACCAACGAGCCCAAGAACAACAAGAACAACAAGAACGACAAGGACAACGAGGACACCGAGGACAUCGAGGACACCGAGAGCAGCGAGAGCGACCAAGGACACAGGGACACCGAGCAGGGCGAGACCGGCCAAGGACGCAGGGACACCGAGCAAGGCGAGAUCGAUCAAGGACGCAGGGGCACCGAGCAAGGCGAGACCGGCCGAGGACACCAACGCGAAGCUCCACUUGACCCCGAGGUGGUGAACCGCAUGAACGCGUGGAUGGAGGAGAAUGUGCUGCCUCUUUUGGGAGUGGCACCAGAAGCUGAGGCACGGCCUUCGGGAGCCACGUCCUCUCACGAGCCUCCACCUGUUCCACCUGGGUACCUUCGGACGACGCGUGGCGUGUUGGACCCCACUGGCCUCAACCUCGGCAGGAUCGUGAGGUAUGCGCCAAACUGGGGGUACGGGUACCAUGUGGCUACUUGCUCGUCGUUUCGGAGGGCGGCCCGGAGCUUCAGAGAUAGCACUGUACAGCAAGCCCUUGAGAGGGGACUUUUGUCGUGUGAGCAGUGCUGCCGUGGGGACCACGACACCCUUUCAGUCCGGAACCGCGGCUACUUUGAACAGAAGCCUAGGCGUCGACACAGGUGA
This is a messenger RNA of Symbiodinium necroappetens, 2304 nucleotides long. The record is from the annotation of a GenBank genome assembly. NCBI's taxonomy places the organism in Eukaryota, Dinophyceae, Suessiales, Symbiodiniaceae.